Cooperia oncophora is the source of this 354-nucleotide messenger RNA. The record is from the annotation of a GenBank genome assembly. NCBI's taxonomy places the organism in Eukaryota, Metazoa, Nematoda, Chromadorea, Rhabditida, Trichostrongylidae.
AUGAGAUAUUCGUACCAGGAAAUGGCAGAAAACAGCAAUUUCUCGAGCUCAGCUGAUGAAAAGCCCUCUAGUGCUGAAAAGCCUCAGACCCUACUUAUCUCAGCAGACUGCGACGAAGCCCGUUCAUCCACAUCAUCGGGUCCGUCACGAGCUCGCGUCAUGGAAUUGGAACGGCUUGUCAGCAGCAUUCCGCCACGAAGGAGCCGCAACGCACCGACGCCGUCGGAAGACGAUGAACUGACGUCAAACACCGUCGACAAUUCGUUGCUUGAAUCUAUGGCGUACCGGCCAUGUUUCUGUCCAUUGUACGCACCAUGUAUUGGCAGGUGCCACCGAUUAUUCCGAUACUGGUAA